This is a messenger RNA of Leptomonas pyrrhocoris, 1084 nucleotides long. RefSeq lists its product as hypothetical. Gene Ontology annotation, molecular function: protein binding. The transcript has a single exon. Lineage: Eukaryota; Euglenozoa; Kinetoplastea; Trypanosomatida; Trypanosomatidae. Bases 164 to 1084 code for a protein of 306 amino acids. The record is from RefSeq and is a predicted model, not a curated record.
GAUUGGAAAACAACAGGUUUGACGGAGCGUCAACGUACUCAUUUUGUUUUCUGCUGUUUCAGAGCACCACGAGCUCAAACUUCACCCUUACCUUUUUUUUUCCCUGACCUCCACGUCGUUCAUUUCGUAGUGGUUUUUCCAGUUUUAUACCUCCGGUUCAACAAUGGCAGGUGUACUCACGCUCAAUUUGGUGCUGCAGAAGUCGAAGGUGGAUGAUAUCCACCGCAUCCAGAAGCUGAAUAUCUGUGCUGCCCAGUUGCAAGACAUCGGCGUCCUCUGCCAGGCCGCGAAUAUAGAGGUGCUCUCCAUGUCCCUCAACGAGAUCUCCGAGAUCGGUGCGAUUUCGAACUGCCGCCGCCUCGUUGAGCUGUAUCUGCGCAAGAACUACAUCCGCGACAUCAACCAGGUUCUGCACCUCUCCCGGUUGCCUUACCUGGAGGUGCUGAACCUCUCCGAUAAUCCGAUUAGUCGGGACCCCAACUACCGCCGCUUUGUCAUUGCGGCCAUCCCGUCUCUCGAGCGCCUUGAUGAUCGCGACAUCACCGACGAGGAGCGCGAUGACGCCCUCCGCGUCUUUCCGCAGCUUCUCAGCUUCGCACCGCCGCCGUCCAAGUACGCACAGGCCACGGAGGGCUACGUCGCACCCACCGUGGAGGAGCGCCACGCACAGGCACAAGCGGCGCGCCACACUGGUGGAAACACAGGUCCGACUCUGAAAUCACGUCAGAACGCAAAUAUCGGCAAUGCCGGCUACGGCAACGAGAACCAGCGUGGACCAGCCGCAAACAGCAACGCGCCAAUUCGAAAGACUCCAGCUGCUAACGUGCAUCGCGACGUGCAGGCCGCACCGCGCAGUGGGAACGGCGGCGGCGGUAACGCAGGGCCAACUGCGCCGGCCCCGAAAGCCCCAGCGCCAGCUCCGGCACGCGCCAAGGCUGUCAAUGAGUAUCCGUCCUCCGCCUCCGUGGAUGGGGGCCCGACGGAGGAGGGUGUUGUGCAGGCGAUCAAGGUGUUGUGCGCGGAGCUUUCGUCCAACUCGUUAGAUGAGGUGCGACGGUUCGUCGACUCCAUGCGCGGCUACUGA